GGAGUAUGAAGUCUGUCUGUUCGUCAAUUUGAAAAAUAAAAACAUCUAAAAACAAGUUUCUUUUCAGAUUUUCAACGUUUAUUCGUCGAUUAUUGAUACAAAACCAUCAUACUACAUGUUAAGCCAUGGCGGGAUCUGCACUGAAAAGGCUCAUGGCCGAAUAUAAGCAACUGACUCUCAAUCCCCCAGAAGGAAUAAUUGCUGGUCCUGUGGAUGAGGAAAACUUCUUUGAAUGGGAAGCACUUAUAACUGGCCCAGAUGAGACCUACUUUGAAGGAGGUGUGUUCCCAGCAAGCCUUACAUUUCCACCAGAUUACCCACUCAGCCCUCCUAAAAUGAAAUUCACCUGUGAUAUUUUCCAUCCUAAUAUAUACAAUGAUGGCAAGGUGUGUAUUUCUAUUCUGCAUGCCCCUGGGGAUGAUCCCAUGGGAUAUGAGAGUAGCGCUGAAAGAUGGAGUCCUGUACAGAGUGUUGAGAAAAUACUCCUCUCUGUAGUUAGUAUGCUAGCAGAGCCGAAUGAUGAGAGUGCCGCAAAUGUGGAUGCUGCUAAAACAUGGAGGGACAAUAGACCAAAAUUUGCCGAGAUAGCUGAACGGACUGUGAAACAGUCACUGGGCUUAUUAUAGCCUUGCUAUUAUAACAUGGCACAUUUAAGCCUAGUGUAUUAUAGCCAGGGGAUUAUAGUCGAGGGUAUUAUGGCCUGAUUUUAUAUGGCCUAUUCAUUUUUAAAUUAUAUAAGGCUUGGAAGGAGAUAUACUUUUCCGAAAGCUAUCCAAUAAGAUUGUUAACCAGUCAAAAUAUUUCUAAUUUCUUAUCUGAAAAAACCAAUGGGAAGAAUUCAUUACAUUUGCAUGUUUUUAUUGCGCUUAAAAAGUGCUGUAUUACAAUAAGAGAAGACUAAUAAGGUCUAAUAAACAAUUCGCAAAAAUUGUGAUCAGGACAUUUUACUUAAAAUUUUUAAGGAUACGAGAGCAGAAUAUUUUUAUAUUAGAUUAGAGAAUAUUAUUGUCAGUUUUUGUAUUACUGUUAGUCAACUUAAUUUGGCAACCCAUUUAAUUUGGCGAAUAUGGCGAAUUGCAAAAUUCACAAAAACA
Molecule: messenger RNA, 1094 nt
Organism: Owenia fusiformis
Lineage: Eukaryota; Metazoa; Annelida; Polychaeta; Sabellida; Oweniidae
Source: the annotation of a GenBank genome assembly